GGAAAUCGUGAAUGGAAUGACGGCACACGUUCUGAUAUGGUUCUUGAGCCAAAAAGUGGCCACUCAAACCUCCCUCCAAUUAUCCUGGAGAUCCAACAUACUGUCAAUUUAGCAUUUAUGAAAAGGGCAGUUACUUAUUGUAUACAGGCGACAAAUAGAUAUGAUAUUGACCCUAUAAUAUUAAUUAUUUGCGUUGACAAGCUUUAUCAAGACAUACACCAGCAUAUGAAACCAAGUACGCUUCCAGGUGUGUUUUCAUAUUUUUCUCAGCCGUGGGCUCAAAAGUGCUACCUUAUCUCAAAGGAAAGUAUCAAGAAUAAUAUGACUAUCCCCCUCGAUCCUAUGGUUGCACUUGGUGCAUUUCUUACCAGCAAUAGUACAUCAUUAAGUAAUCACCAUUUCAAAGAUGACCCUCCGUGGGCUCAAAAGUGCUAUCUUAUCUCAAAGGAAAGUAUCAAGGAUAAUAUGACUAUCCCUCUCGAUCCUAUGGUUGCACUUGGUGCAUUUUUUACCAGCAAUAGUACAACAUUAAGUAAUCACCAUUUUAAAGAUGACCCAACCAUUCAAUAUCUAUAUACUUCAUCUUUAUUUCAGCAUCAAGUUGAAACUGUUAAUCAGGAUACGCCAUUUAAAUUAAUGGAUCUACAAAUCAUGGAAUAUGAUAGGUUGAAAACGCUUGCCAGUUCACUUAAAGAGCCAGUAUUUGAAGAGGCUGUUAAUGAAGCGAAAUCAAGGACAUUAUCUAUCAAAAGAAAGUACGAAGAAUCGUUUCCAUUACCAAGGCCAGCUAACAAAACUGAUAAGAACAAUGAAACGUAUAAAUCAGCCAUGGAGUUUGUCGCUGGAUUCAAGCAAAAGAAGUUCUUCACGGUGUAUUAA
Messenger RNA from Mucor mucedo, 879 nucleotides. RefSeq lists its product as uncharacterized. NCBI's taxonomy places the organism in Eukaryota, Fungi, Mucoromycota, Mucoromycetes, Mucorales, Mucoraceae. The annotation marks the transcript as partial. The record is from RefSeq and is a predicted model, not a curated record. The transcript has 2 exons.